AUGGAGUCAUUCAAAGAAAAUGUAGCGCGGGUUAAGGAAAAUCUAAUGGAGCUUGAGAAUUUGUUUAAGGAGGGUAAAGAUCGAAAUGAUGCUAAAGUAAAAGACAUGGAAGACAAGAUCCGCAUUGCUUUCAAUGUCCCGAGGGAAAGCUGGAUGAACACCGGUCAAACUCUGAAGGAUGUCAUAGAAAUCUUGCAUAAACAGCUGGACAUUGUACAGAGUUCAACACUCUCAUCCGAGAUGAUUUCAGAUAAGGAUGUUCUGAAGAAUGCAUCUGGGGGUCUGGCUUUGGAAGGGGUUUACAAAACCAGGAAUCCUGAAGACUUCCUGGUGAAAAGAGAUCAGCUCAUUGAGAUUCCAGAUUCAUUUUCACUUACUGGCCCAAAGCAAAAUACCAGGGCCCUCUACACUUCGGUGGAGUUUUCUGGUGGAGAGCUUCUGCCUCAGGCUUCAGAAGUAAAGAUCUGUCAGAGGGCUCAGGCCUACCUGUUGCAGACAGCUUUGACUGUUUCCACUGACAAAGACAUCACGAUUUCACCCAAAGAAAAGGGAGAAAGAUUGCAGCUCAUACAAACACAACUGAAGAACAAUCUUUCAACUCACAUUGAAUCAGUGAUUGAGAAAAGCCAUGAUGAUUGGGAGUCCCUGGAGAGGGCAUUACAUUCCAUCAUUACCGGCACCCAGAUGAGUGAUGGAAGUGCAACAGUCGAGGUGGCUGUCUCUCAGUUGGAAAAUAUACUAGUGAAGCAAGUGGCACCUUUAACUGAGGUUCAGACAACCGAUGAGCAGAAUACACCAGUGAAUAACAAAAGUGAAAAAACUAGUAGCUUUAUGGAUUUGCUUCUGAAGUUGGGCCUCCAAGACUCCUACCCCAAAAAGAUGAUAAAAUCUAAUGUUCUUCUCAUAGACAAAUUAUCUCUGAGUAUAAAAGAGCCCAAAACAGAGAAAGACUUGAGCUCCCUUUAUCUCUACAAACUCAUGACAUUGGACUACAGAGCCAGGUAUCUGUUUGUAAAACCUGAGGCAACUAACAUGGAUUUUGGGGAGGAUGGUGCAAAUGCUGAAGAUGAUGAUGAUGAUGACUUCUUUGAUUUUGUUGAUAAAUCAGACACGGUGGUGAGAGUCAAACAGGCGCAAAUUCACCCAAUGGAUGUGCACAUGGCCAUUUUCCACUGCUCCAAUGAUUUCCUGCGACAGUACAUUUUUACGAAACUCUCUGCUUGUCAGUUUAGCCUACCCUUCUUGGUACCUAACCCCUGUACAGAUGAAGUGGAAUUCCCUCUCUGGGCACUCCGACACAUCAGGAAAUCAUGGCAUAGCAAAAAACAAACUGCAUCUAGCGGCUGUGGGAAGUACUACAACAGACAAAUGUUCAACACACCAGUGCCAGUUGUUUCCUUCAUUAGAUUGGGAGUUUCUGAUUCCAACUCCAAGUCCCAGAUAUUGGAUGGUGUCAUUAGCGAACAGAAGCACAGUGUGUUCUUCCACCGUCAUUGCAAAGGCAGCACUCCAGACAGCCUGCUCAUGAAUGGAGUUGUGGAGAUUGCAUGGUACUGUCCUGGAGGGAAGGAAGACGACGUAUUUGAUGACUGUGUGGCCUUUCUGAACCUUCAUGGUGACGCAGCAAAACACCCAAAACAACUCGAGUUUCUUCAAGCAGUAAGUACAGUCAAUGUGCUUCUACUUUCAGAGCACCCUCUGAGUGAAACCGCCAAAGAGGUCUCCCAGAAACUGUCCAAGUCCUCUGUCCCCUUGAUCUGCUUGUUCUCAGCUAAGGAUAAUAUUCAGCCAUCAAAAAACCCCACAAAGGUGAGGCUAGCUGCAAAGAACAGGAAUCAGGCUAAAUUUACAGAGGAACUGAUUUCAAGCAUCAAACAGUGCAUCAGUAAAUAUAAGCAGACUGCAACAAUUGAAAAGUGCUGUGAAGAGGCAAGGAAACUACAGUUCAUAGUCGACGAGGAUAAGCCAUCAUGCAAGGAUGGGUACAAAAAGGCCCAGACAUUAAUGUGCCUUCUGAAAGAUGUGAAGGAUGUAUCCACCCUGAAGCAGAGGAUUUUACCACUGCAAGGUCAAUUGUGGCAUGAGUGGUGCAACAAGAACAAAGAGCAGUAUCGACUGCAAGUCAGAGAAAAGGAAAGUAUCGAACAGCAGCAGAGUACAAUCUCAGCUCAGAUGACCAAAAUCCGUAAGGAACAACUUCGUGAAGCCACUCCUCUCAAUGACUUCAUGAGAUCAUUCCUGGAAUGCUUGACAACGCCUGCUCAGUUUGAAGACACACAUCUGUACAUGCUGCAGUGGCUUAGGAUCCUCCUAGAUGAUCUCACCACUGAUGAGCUUGCAUUGCUUGAAGAGGACUAUAACUCAACUUGGAGAAAAAUGAAAAAUGUAUCCAAAGAUAAAGAAAAAGCAUUUCUUGUACAAUCUCUGCAAACCAAGCUGGACAGAAUAACAGACAAAAUGGCCGCUACUACAGUUGGACUUCAGCAUAUUAUGAGAGAGGUCAGUCAACUCUAUGAGGCCAUUCAGAUGUGCACACAAGCCAAGAAAAACACUAAACAAUACGCCACACUUCCAAAAAUAGGGGUGACAAUGCUGCUCUCUGGGUAUCCGCUUGAAAUAAUGGAUGGGGAUGCUGCCCAUGUCCCUUUAACAUGGAUUAAGGCUGUCCUGGAUGAGCUCAUCAAAACCCUUGGAGACAAAAAGGUGUUUGUUCUGUCCAUUUUGGGGCUUCAAAGCUCUGGGAAAUCCACACUGCUGAACACCAUGUUCGGUCUUCAGUUUGCUGUGAGCGCUGGGAGAUGUACCCGCGGAGCCUUCAUGCAGCUUGUAAAAGUGGAGUCCAGCAUUAGAAAUGACCUCGGAUACGACUUUGUCCUCAUUGUGGACACGGAGGGACUCAGAUCUCCAGAGCUCAGUACAAAGAUAUCGCUGAGCCAUGACAACGAGCUCGCCACUUUCAUCAUCGGACUUGGCGACGCAACAGUCAUCAAUAUCAUGGGGGAGAACCCUUCUGAGAUGCACGACAUUCUUCAGAUUUGCGUGCAGGCCUUCUUGAGAAUGAAACAGGUUAAAAUCACACCUAGUUGCAUUUUUGUGCACCAGAAUGUUGCAGAAUCAUCAGCUGGAGAUAAAAACAUUGAGGGGAGGAGACGUCUCCUGGAGAGACUGGAUGAAAUGGCUCAACUGGCAGCAAAAGAGGAGAAUGUUGAUGGUGUCACUUGCUUCAGUGAUGUCAUACACUUUGACAUUGAAACACAAGUUUUUUACUUCAAAAAUCUUCUACAGGGAGACCCUCCCAUGGCCCCACCUAAUCCCUCAUAUAGCCAGAAUGUUCAAGAACUGAAGAUCAAGCUCCUAACAGCUGCAUCAUGGCAGGAGAAAUGUAAAUUUUCCUCACUGUCAGAAUUCAAAUAUAGAGUUUCUGACCUUUGGACUGCACUGCUGCAGGAGAACUUUGUGUUCAGCUUCAAAAACACAGUUGAAAUGAUGGUGUACAGCUCUUUGGAAAGUAAGUAUGGAGAGUGGUCAUGGCACCUGAGGAAAUUUUCCCUGAGCCUUCAGACUAAACUGGAGAAUCAGAUCGCUAGCAACUUAAUUCAGAAUGUGACUUUUGCAGAUCUGAUGAAAAAGUAUGACAAAGUCUAUGAACCUCUCAAGACUGAGAUAGAGAAGUAUUUCAAAGAAGACAAAAACAAAGAGACCCUCAUAAAGUGGAAGACAAAUAUUGACAAGCGUUUUGAAAGCCUGAAGAGUGAGCUCAUUGAUGGGACUCUGAAAAAAUGUAAGGAAUUACUCACCUCCAAGCAAAACAGGUCAGAGCUGGACAAGAGGAAAACCCAAUACACAAAUGAGCUGACUCAGCAGAGCAAACGUCUAGCAUCUAAACUUAAAACACAGCAACUGACAGAUAAGCAGGUGACGAAGAAGUUUGAUGAUCUCUGGAGUAACUGGACAGCUGAGGUGUUGAAAUCACAACCCCCUGAGGAGCCACUGAAUGUGAAAGCUGUAGUGGAAUCAGUCCUCCUAAGCCAGUUCCGUAAACAACCAGGCAUCCAAGACAAAAUUAAAAAAGGAUUGUUUAAGUUUGAUCCAAAAAAACACAUUCAGCAAAAUGUCUUUCAAAGGACAUUGGAUUGGAUGCGUGGCAGAGGACAUGAUGUAGAGGUUCUCAAAAAUGAUAUUAUUCAUGCAGUCAACAAAUACAUCACUGCCAAAGAAAAUGACAAGAAGGACUUUGAUCAGAACUUCAUUUAUGAAAUUUUAUCAAAUAUUGAAAAGGACAUUCUUGCAUUUGAGGACAAACCAGAUGCUCAUAAAUUCACCAAAGAAUUCAGGGUGGACUUGUCGGUCUAUCUUUGUCUCAAAAAUGUUUCAAGAUUUCAGAGGAUGCAUGAGGAAUUCAAGACUGCAAAUGAUCCACUAACAUAUCUGCAAAGUCAAAGAGACAAAUAUUUCCAAUCUUUCAAAAACUACUGCAAAGGAGCCAGCUCUGUGAAAAUAUUUGUUGAUUUUCUGUGUGACCACAUCACACCAGAGGUUCUGAAGGCAGCAAAUGAGAAACUCAGUCAGCAGAUAGCAGAUGAGUUGAAGCUCAACAACCAAGCUCUCAGUGGCAACCGAUCAAAUCUUGAAAAUCAUAUACUAAAACAUCUGGCAACUCAGGAGGACUUCAGCAUGUAUGAGGAGUAUAUUGAUUACCCAAAGAGAUACUUUGAAAGAUUUAUCCAGGAAAAGGUAGAUGAAUUUUGUUGUGAUACCAAAAAGCUGGGCACAAUCCAUCAGGAGAGCCUGGAGACCAUGAAAAAUCAGUUAUUAACAGCAAGCACAGAUGUAACUACAGAAGUGGAUGAAAAGGCAGGCAAUGCAAGCAUGUGGCUUGACUUGUUCUGUAGAAAUGUGGGGCAUCUCAUUACAAUAAUGAGAAAUGAAUUGCAUUGCAUUGAAAAUGAAGACAUCAAAGACUGGCAGUUCUUUAAAGAAAUGAUGGCCAAAUCCCUGGAAGAGAUGGUUAAGGACAAAAAGAUGGAUGUGGAGGCAUUGAGAGAGAAACCUACCAAAAUUCUUUUUCAGCAGGUCGAGGGAUGUUGGGCCCAGUGUCCUUUCUGCAAAGCCAUCUGCACAAACACCAUCCCCAACCAUGAUAAAAGACACAGCGUUAGGUUUCAUCGCUGUGAGGCUCUGGCUGGCUACCAUUAUCAUAACACAGACCAUUUUUCUGUAGAUUUUUGUACCACAUCAGUUAACAGUGAUGCAAAAUUCUUUGCUCGUAAGAAGGAUAAAUGGAUCCCCUUCAAGACAUACAGGGAUGCUGGAGACCCAUACGAUACAUGGAGCAUUACUGCAGAUGGCAGUGAGCAGCGCUACUGGAAAUGGUUCAUCUGUAAGUUUCAGUCAGAAUGGGAGCAAAAGUAUGGAUAUAAAUUCAAAGACCGUGGAAAUAUCCCGGAUGAAUGGAACAGUUUCACGAGAGAAUCUGCUUUGGAAGAGUUGCAAUAG
This is a messenger RNA of Chanos chanos (milkfish), 5496 nucleotides long. RefSeq names its product interferon-induced very large GTPase 1-like. NCBI's taxonomy places the organism in Eukaryota, Metazoa, Chordata, Actinopteri, Gonorynchiformes, Chanidae. The record is from RefSeq and is a predicted model, not a curated record. Gene Ontology annotation, molecular function: GTP binding. The transcript has 3 exons. Bases 1 to 5496 code for a protein of 1831 amino acids.